AAAUCUAAACAGCCAAUACGUUCCUGUGAGCCUGUGCUCGUUAGCUAGCUUUAGCUGUAACGCUUUGGUGAUGCCCUGAGCCCGAGGAUCAACAGGUAACCUUGUGGACUGGAGGACGUCCUCUUGGAAGGGAUGGAAGAGCCUCCUGCUGUGAUCCUCCAGCCCCAGACGACUGUCAGGUAGUGACGGUGCAAGAGGAAUGCUGAGCUGCCUUAAUAUACAAUGAAGAAGAUAUUCAGCUUCACUAAGAAAAAGAAGCCUUCCGGCACUCCUGAUAAUGGAAGUGUGCUUUCUGUGGGAUAUGAGCUGAAGGACAAGGACCUGGGGAAGGUUCACAAGGCUGCCUCUGUGGGUGACACUGCAAAGUUGAAGCAGCUGGCUAAAAAGAAUGACAUCAAUCAACUUGACAAGGAGAACAGGACAGCGCUUCAUAUCGCCUGUGCCAGCGGACAUGUUGAAGUGGUGCAGUUCCUCGUUGAAAGCAAAGCCAAGCUUAACCUAUGCGACAAUCAAAACAGAUCCGCCUUGAUGAAGGCAGUGCAAGGCCAGCAUGAGCGCUGUGUGUGCAUACUGCUGGAGAAUCAUGCCGAGCCUAAUCUGGUGGAUAUCAAUGGCAACACAGCCCUUCAUCUGGCAUCAAACAUACCAGCCAUAUCCACUGCUGUCCUGCUGCUGGAGCACGAGGCUGACAUCAAUUCACAGAAUAAGGAGGGGUUCGCACCAUUGACUGUAGCCGUCCGUGAGGACCACCUCGAGAUGGCUGAGUUUCUCCUCAAGGAGGGUGCAGAUGUGAAUUUGCUUUCCUUGGACCAAAGGUCCCCAUUGAUGAUAGCUGCUGGCAAUGGACAAAUCAAUAUGCUGCGGCUGCUGUUGCGGUUUGAUGCAGAUAUCACACUCAAAGAUACCAAAGGAUGGUCAGCUGAUGACUACGCAGGGAUGAAUGGCCACCAUCCUUGUUCCCUCCUGAUAAACGAGCACAGCACCCAAAGGAACGAUGGAGCCUCCCUGUCAUUUCAAGGUCCAAGCAAAAAGAAGAAAAAAACCUUAUUGGGCAGUCCCUCCCAAGAUAUCGAAGCCGGCUUUUCUUUGGGAGGACCAGCCACUGACAAAGACGAGCAUGGAGCAAAUGAAGCAGGGGGAGAAUUUGAAGACAACUCUCAGUCUGAGUCACUAAGUCGGGUUUCAAAAAGUGCUGCGGAUGAAUGGCCUUCAUCAGAUGAUGAUGAUGAAUCAGUUUUAAUUGAAAAGAAACCCCUGAAGGUAAACCUAAGGAAAUUGAUUGCAUCAGAAAGAGGACAAGCAUCUGCGCCGCCGAACAGAUCCCUGAGUGGCACAGAAUCAGAGCCAGAGAGUGAAAAUAGAGUCCAGAGAAUCCCAUACCUCCCACAGACUUUACCAUCAAACAAAGCUCCACAGCACCCAGUAGAUCCCUCUCCUGUUUCCUUCCUUUCCAAAGCGCCCCAGAUGACUUCUACCCCUCUUCCAAGCUAUAGAAAGAGGGAAGAGUACACUGAUGAUGAUGAUGAUGAUGAGGAUGAGCAAGAAAACGAAGAGGAGGAGGAGGAGGAGGAGGAGGAUGGUGAAACAUCAGAUGACAACAAUCAACCUGAAGGGAGUGCAGAGUCCCUUGAAGCCACAUUGCCUGUGCCUGAGACAGAAGGAUCCCAAAAUAAGAAAAGAGAUUUCCUGUCUGAGCUGGGCCUAGAGAAAGGGGAGGAAGAGCAGGAUUCCUGGGACUCUGAGUCCCACUCUGAAAGUGUUAAAAUGCCACGUGAGGAGAAACAAAGCUCACAUCCUCAGGAUCAAGAAGAAACAUCUGCUGUCAAGGAAGAAAGUAAAGACGACUUGUUUUAUAUACCCUCUUUUUUAAGAGGGAAAGGAAACAAUAGGGUGGCAGUGCUAGAACCUGGAUGGAGUGUAGGCAGGCCAAGAGGCAGCCAGGAAAAGGCUGCAAGCAGUAAUAGUGAGUACAGAGGGGAACAUGUGGAGAGGGAAGAAACUGUACAGAAGGAGACUGAGAAAACAAAAUGGGAACCUCUUAGUGUCCUGAGCAAAAUUCAAAGUGACAAAGAGCAAACAACAGACCUUAUGGAAGAGCUUGGUCUGGGUGACGUGGAUGAUCUUGAAGAUGCAUCAGAUUGGGACUCAGCCAGUACCACCAGUAAGAGAACCCUGCCUGGCCGUAGAAUCGCCUCCCCUGGACUUGAGGAGUUCCCAGAAUGCACUAAUCCUCCAGUUAAAGAGGAGGAUGAAGAUGUGGCUCCAGCAGCACCCCCGACCCCACAGAGAAGCAUCACCUCCAACAAGAGUCUGCCUGGCACACCCACUCAAUCAGUGCCUCAACCUCAACCUCAACCACGAGCAAGGAAGCUGGUGCUCCAGAAACCAGAGAGUGAAGACGAAUCAGAUUGGGAGCCUGACAAUGAGGCGCCUUCUUCCAAUACCAACAAAGUUGACAAUCAGCCGCAGAAUAUAGCUGAGCUUCCUGCCAUGGUUACACCAGGUUCCCCUGAGCGCUCACCGGUGGCCAGUGACAGAGAGAGUGAUAAAGAGACCGACGGGCAACAUCAAAAGGAGAGAGAUGAUUCAAUAGAUUCAUGUCAGUUAGAUCUAGACAACCCAUGUGCAUCUGGCCAUACGGGCCCUGACAACAGAGCAAAGUCCAUUGACUUAAGACAUCAAUGCAGUCCUGAAGAAAGAGGUGAAGCCAGUGGUGAUGUCCCGUGGGAGCGACGUUACGAGAAACUCUGGGUAGAAGUGGAGAAAAGGGAAGUGAAAUCAACUUUCAAGAAUGUAGCUCAUGAAUUAAAAGAGAAGUUUGGGGAGCUGCUUAGAUCAAGAUCCCCGGCAGAAGACGUCGCCGAAAACAAAGAAGGGGUGGCUGAAUCUUCUUCAAGUGAUGAAGAAGAAGGAGAAAUCAUUGUGCGCCCAACUGCCAGAGCACGGAGUACCAUCCUCCUCACUAUACCCGAGCAGAGGGAGUCUGGACUGGAGGACUCUGUGACAGAAUCAAGUGACAGGUCGGCAUGUGACGGCACGAUGCAGGACAGGUGUGAGCGUCCAGUCAGUGAGAGCAGCAUGUGUCAAGAGCAGGAUCUACUUGCUGAUGACGCUCAGGAGGAUGGCAGGUGUCCAUCACCACAGCUCGCCAUAGCACAGAGAGACAGCUCAGAUAAUCACAACAUAUCCACGUCUUAUGUCGACCGAGGCACACUCUUAAAAGAUGAGGUCAAACUGGGGCACAUCCACCGAUCACACCUGGACCUUAUCCAUAAAGACACCAGUGCUUAUGAUGAUGAAACUGAGAUGAAUGAGGAGGAUCCAGAGGAGUUCCCUGAGUCACGCACAUGCAGGCGUGCAACGUCGAUCCCAGGUGUCUCUGAUGAAGAACUGGAGGAGGACAUGGAGAGAUUUAAACUUGAGGUCGACAACGAGACGGCAAAGACUGCAAUGGAGGUGCAGAAAUCCAGCACUUCCUGGGAUACUGGUGGAGCUGCACUGGAGGAAUUGAGGACUGAGAAACCUGAGAGCAGGUUAGGAUCACUGUCGAGUCAGGUUGGAGCGAUUCCCCUGGAGCAGCAGCCUGAAACUAUCAGAAGCACCAACGAGGCACCAGUGCAAGUGCACCUCCCACUCCAGCAGAACAAACAGGAAGGGGAAGCUGUAGUGAAGACCUUGGAGCUGGUCAGGGGGGCCCGGCACAGCAGAGCCCCUCCGACCAAUGCCCAUGUUAAUGGAGAUCCUCUCUCAGUGUUUGAUGAUAGCACUUUAAGUGAAGUGUCCGACGAUGAAGAAAGGUUGCCGACUAGUGGAAAACUGAAAAACGAGAAUCCUGAAGAAGUGGAAAUGGCAGAAGACUUUGAUGAACUCACUCAGUCAUCGGACACAGCUACAGACGACAUCGACUCGCCCACGUCAGGAUAUCGUCACGCGUCACUCCUCAUUCAGAAGCUGGACUCAACCACUUUAGACUCGAGAAGCAUGGUGAAGCUGCAGAAUAUCUUCCACGAAUAUGAGCGCUCCAUCCAAAAGGCCAGGAGUCGACACGGGUACCUGACGGACAAAGUGAGCCAAAUGGAGAUGGAGAGGUCGGAGCUAAAGAGCUCUCUGGAUGAAGUUAAAGAUAUUAAAUCUGCUCUGGAGCGCAACCAGUUGGAACUGCAGACUGAAGUCACAAACGUCAAAUUUCAGUUAAAACAGGAGCAGGAAAAUCGUCGUAAUGCCAACAUGAUGUACACCACCACCAAAGAUAAGCUUAGGAGGACAGAAGAGCAGCAUCAGGUUGAGGUUCAAGAGAGACAGAAGGUGGAGCUCACCCUCAGGAAUCUGGAGCUGGAGAUGAGAACACUAGUUAACAACAUGAAACAGCUUGAAGACGACCACAGUGAGACCCAGAGGCUGCUGGCUCAGGAGCGCAGUGCUCGGACGCUGCAAGAGAAUCUGCUUAGCAGUCAUCUCCGUAAGCAGCAAGAGAUCGAGGAUGAGAACAAAAGGAACAUCAGCAAAAGCAAUGAGGCCCUGUCUCAGCUCACUGAGGCUAGUGACAGGGAAAAGGAGCUGCUGCAGCAAACGUCUACUUUACACGAGCAGCUGACCAUCCUGAGAGCAGACCUGGAGCGCUCACAGACCAGCAGCAGUCUCAAAGAGAGCCACCUUCAGGAGGAAAACGAGACCCUCAAGGAACAGCUAGAAGAUGCUCGGCGUGAUCUCAAACUGAACAGUGAAGCUCUGACCCAAACUGUCUUUAACGGCAAUAACCAGGUGACCACCCUGAAGUCUGAGCUAACUAUGACAGCCACCCGCCUGGAAAAUGAGCAGCAGACACGCAAAACAUUAGAGUCAGAGGUUGAGUCCGUUCGUACCCGCCUGGCUGGAGCCAUAAAGGAGACGGAGCUUUGCCUGGCAGCUCACACGGACACAGAGAGAGCUCUGCUCCGCGAGAAAGAAGAACAUCAGCGGCUCAAAGACAAACUGACGGGUGAAACAGCCAAUCAACGUGAAGCAGUGAGCGGCCUGUCCCAGAAGCUGGCCAAGGCAGAGGCUCGUGCCAACAGCAUGGAGAACGAGGUUCACCGAGCCACCCUGCAGCUGACGGAGAAAGGCCUGCUGCUGGACGUCCUACAGCGAGAGAAGGACCAGGCAGCUGCUCGCGCCAAAGAGCUGGAAUCGACCCUGCAGGCCGAGAGGGAGCUGGUGGGCCGUGCUGGAGUACGUCAAGAGGCGGCACAGGAACGGCUCGUCCAGGCCCAGAGUGAGGGUAUGCUACUGCGGCAACAACUCGAGGAAGCCCAAAAUAAAGGUGUUGCAAAGGAACGUGCCGUGACGGAUGCUCAAGAACGCUUCAGUGAUAUUCUGUCCAAGCUGCGCUCUGACUGUGAAGAGAGAGUACAACUGAUGGAGGAGAGAAACAAAGAGCUUGCCAGUAAGGCUGCUGAUCUUCGAGAUCAGAUCUACAAGUUGGAAGAAGAGAAGAGCGAAAGAGAGGCUAAUCUCAGGCAGCUACAGCAGGAGCUCGCCGACUCGCUCAAGAAGCUGUCAAUGAGUGAAGCCUCUCUGGAGGUCAACACACGUUACCGCAGUGACCUGGAGGAGGAGAAGGCUCGACUCUUCAAAGACCUGGACAGGCUGAAAGGAAAGCUGGAGGAAAGUGAAGACCAGUAUGUGCAGGCUGAGAGACGGAUCAACAGUCUGAAGAGCGGUCUGGAUGAAAGGGAAAAGGAACUCACCACUGCCGCUCAAAAGCUGCAGGAGGCGCUGUCUACCUCAGCAGCUACUGACUGUACCAUCAAACAGCUGGAGGAGGCUGUGCAGAGGCUGGAGAUUGAGAAUGCCAGACUGGAAGCUGCUGCAAAGCAACAAUCCAACAAGAUCGAUGCACUUCAAAAAGGGGUUCAUGAAGCUACCAUGCUGCCUGACGGCUCACCUGGAGGAGGGGUCAGAAGUCAUUUGGAAGGCUUGGUUACAAACCUCCAAAGCAGUAAGAUGACUUUGGAAGACCAACUAAAUAGAGAGGUCCAGAAGCAGAGCAUGUUGUCUCACACAGCCCAGGACUCUCAGGCCUUAUGGGAGGAGGAGCUGAAGAGCCGCUCUAAGUUAGGACUGCGUCUGGCCGAGCUGGAAAAGGAAAAAGGCGAACUAAGCACCCAGAUGGAAAUAGAGAAGAAGAAAGCCAAGAAAGUAGUGGAGCACAAGAAGGCUGUAGACACCCGGCUGGAUCAGGAGAUGAAGAGAAACACAGAGCUUCAAAAAGAAAUGUACAGGUUACGGACUUUAUUGAAGACUGCAAAGAAGAGAUUGCGUGAUCAGGACACAAGUAGAGCAGAAUUUGGCUCUCCAAUGAGCAGCCUGCGGAUGGACCAAGGCAGACAAGCUGAGGGUUCCUUUGGACGAAUGAAAGACAAGGUGGACGAUCUGCAAGUGCAGUUGGAGAAGGAAGCAUCCCGCCGCAGCCAGCUGGAGAGGUUGAACGGGGAGCUUAAGGAUCAGCUGGCUUCCAUGAAAAGUUCGAACCACAGUAACGACCAGCAGGAGAGGAGUAAGAGGCAGCUGGAAGAUGAGGUACUGGACCUGAGGCGCCGAAUGGAGGCAGCUCAGAUGGAGCAGAGCCAGGUGGAGCAAUACCGACGUGACGCAGAAGACAGGGCCCGUCAGGAAAUCCAGCAGAAACUGGAGCAGGUCAACCUUUUCCUGCAGUCUCAGGCGGCAUCACAAGAAGCAUUGGAUCAGAUCAAAUCAGCCAAUGAGGCUAACCUGCGCUCCCAACUGGAGCAGAAGAUCCGAGAGCUAGAGGUGGAGUUGGGCCGGUCCCGCACCACCCACCACGACAGCAUCAACCAAAGAGACUCCACGCGCACUGAGCUGGAUCGAUACCGGCAACUCUACGCAGAGGAGCUGCGCACACGCAAGUCUCUGUCUGCCAAACUAGACAGGGCCAACAGUCGUCUUUCAGAAGCCAAUUCCAAGUUGCUGAACGAGCGCAGCAGGUCUCUGAUCACCAGCAGCAUUGCGAACGGUAGCCUUGCAGGGCCCUCGCUGGACGUAGGCUCUUUAGGUUCACCUGCACACUACGGGGCCACACUUGGGCCUCUCAAUAGGAGCCUCGGCCUAGGACUGUCCUUCCUCAGCCCUGUUACUGAGGGACAGAACAGCAGUGUGGAGGACUACUUAGCCAAGAUGCAGAGCGAGUUGGACAGAAACAUAUCAAAAGAAUUAAACAAUGCCACUGCAGAGCUCUACGUCACUUCAACCCCAAUGUCCACAGCAGGGUUAGCCUCCAGGGCGGAGCUGGACCCUGUCAGCACAGCCACGCAGCAGUACUUGGAGGUACUAAAGAAGAACAAUAUGAUCUGAACCCAUAUCGAAGUUAUAUGCUGCGUUUUAGCCAUAAGAAUAAAAAAUAUAUUCACAAAUGGGAAUAGAUUUACACCACCGCCUAGUCAAAGAAAGAAACAGACUCUGUGCGUAUUUACUCUCUAUUCUUUUAUAUGAAAAGCAAACAUAAUGCACAUUGCACUUAACCACUCAGGAGUAAAGGGCAUCAGUCGUACGUAUAUGUUGCAUUAUUGAUGAGUACAAUUAUAGAGAACCUCAGAAGUAUUUGAGAUUACUAAUUUUGUUCAAUCCAUCACUUGUUCUUUGUCGUACUACAUUAUAUAUAGAGUUGUUGUUUGGAUUUUAAUUUGUAAAAAUUGGUGUUACUCCGUUGAAUUUGUAAGUAUUUGAUGUCUGCAUCAUUAACAAUGUUGCCAAGAUAUCACAUUUGGUACGUGCCAUCAAAUGGUGCAAUAUUUGUCUUGUUUUUUUCUUUACUAGUUUUGGAGUAUUGUGUUUAUAUUGAUUUAUUUAUUCCCUUUUUUAUUGAACGUGACAUACUUGAAUAAGACGAGCUGGAAUUCUCUCUGGCUAGAGAAACAGGGUGACUACAUUUCUAUAACUGUCCUUUCAGCUUUUGGUUGGCUUGUUUUUAAAGGGCCACCGUAAGUAAAAUAAAAACACUUAUUUUGUUAAGUUUUUUUUUUUUCAUAAUCCACAUAUUCUGUAUAGAAUGCAUAUAGAAAAACUUAUGACGCCUGUACAUUACAGAAGACUCUAAAGUUGUAAAUAAAACUGAAAAACCCUGAA
This is a messenger RNA of Notolabrus celidotus (New Zealand spotty), 8121 nucleotides long. RefSeq names its product ankyrin repeat domain-containing protein 26 (gene aard). The record is from RefSeq and is a predicted model, not a curated record. Lineage: Eukaryota; Metazoa; Chordata; Actinopteri; Labriformes; Labridae. Gene Ontology annotation, molecular function: protein binding. Bases 223 to 7350 code for a protein of 2375 amino acids. The transcript has 46 exons.